AUGUCUACCGAGAAACCAGAAGCGGUGCACGAUGAAGAGAGCAGCGCCGCAGCCCCGAUAACCGCCGAGGGGGGCAGCACGAUGCCACACCUGACCCCGAGAACAAUCAUGGCCAUCAUCUCAAUCUGUCUCCUCUACAACUCGUACCUCUUCACCCAACUCAUGCCCGCCGUGAUCCUCUCAAGCAUAAACGCCGACCUGGGCCCCGACCCCAACUACCCCUGGAUCACAAUCUGCUGGAACCUCGGCGCCGCUGUCAUUGUCACCAUUGGCGGGCGUCUCUCCGACAUCUUCGGGCGGCGCUGGUUCCUCAUUUCGGGAGCGGUAUUUGGCGCAGUGGGCGCAGUGGUUGGAGCGACGGGGCGGUCGAUCUCGCAGAUGAUAGCCGCUGGUGUACUCAUGGGGGUUGGAGGUGGGUUUGGCGAGACGCUUUUUGCGAGUGUUCAGGAGAUUGUGCCGAAUCGGUAUCGGUUGUUUAUUUUGGGUGCGCAUCUCGCCUUUCAGCCGUCCACCACCCAAUGGAGUCUGCUAACUGCGCCAGGCUGUGUCGAGAUAUCCAACAUUCCCGCAAUGCUGAGCCCUAUGAUCGGGUACACCUUUAUCAGCCAUACAAAGCUACGCUGGAGAGCGUGCUACUGGUGGAUGUUCGCAUUCGAGACACUCACAGCCAUCGCGCUGUUUAUCUUCUAUCGGCCACCUUCGUUCAAGACGAAGCACCGCGAGGAUCAAAAGACCAAACGGCAGCUUCUUGCUGCACUGGAUUAUGUUGGCUUGCUGCUGUUCCUCGCUGGAUGUAUUUUGCUUCUUUUGGGGCUGAAUUGGGGCGGGCGCAACUUUGCGUGGAAUAGCCUGGGGGUCAUUCUGCCCAUUGUCCUGUCUGUGGUUCACUUUGUCGCUCUGGGGUUCUGGGAAGUAUAUGCCAAACUCGAAUAUCCCAUUCUGCCCCCCAGGCUGUUUCGGAAGUGGCGCGACUUCACUUCUCUUAUCGCCAUGACCUUUGUCGGCGGAAUGCUCUACUACAGCAUGAACAUCCUCUGGCCCCGCCAAUCCGCCCUGCUGUACGUUCCCCCAGGCGACUCCACCCUGCAAGGUGUCUACGCGAACAUGUUCUCCUUCGGCACGAUUCUAGCCGGGAUAUUCGUGCUCACAAUCGUCCCCCGGCUCGGCCACGAGCGUUGGCAGCUGAUUGGAUUCCUGGUCGUGCAGACGGGGAUGAUUGGGUCGAUGGGAUCUGUUGGGGAGGACGACAAGGCGCAGGCGAUUGCGACGAUUAUUAUCGUAGCGGCGUCGGUCACCCCACCGCAGUAUUUGGCUUUUGGGAUGAUUUCGUUGGGACUCGAGAGUCAGGAAGAUAUUGGCAUCAGCCAAGGCCUCCUAUGCACAUUUAGACUGAUCGGCGGCGCCAUUGCAACGGCAAUCUACACGGCAAUCCAGUCGAACCGGUAUAAUGCCCUUAUUGGCGACCGGGUGCGUGACGCAGCUAGUCGCUCUGGUUUCACGGGCGACAUCUCUGGUCUACUGGCCGCUGCACAGAUUAAUACAGAGGCUGCGUAUCAGAGCGUGGCCGGAAUCACAGACAGGAGCAUACAAGCUGUCAGCGAAGCCUCCAAGGUCGUCAGCGCAGAGUCGUACCAGCUCGUCUACGAGGUGGCAGUUGCGUUUGGAGGCCUAGCCAUUCUGGUUGCGCUUACAACGCGGGAUAUCGACAAGAGGAAGAAGACGAGCGCAUGUGCGGUUCAGUUGGAGAAUGAUACUUCUAAGUAG
Messenger RNA from Aspergillus calidoustus, 1764 nucleotides. NCBI's taxonomy places the organism in Eukaryota, Fungi, Ascomycota, Eurotiomycetes, Eurotiales, Aspergillaceae. The record is from the annotation of a GenBank genome assembly.